GUUCGCUUCAACUUUUCAAGAGUACGAUUCUUUUAGUCCAUGUCCGGCAUGUUGACAUCCGAGUUUAUACCAAAAGCUCAACUAGAAAAUCUCAAGCUCUAUAAAUAUGCUGCCGUCGACAAGUCGUUCACGUCGAAGUACAUUCUGUCGCAUUACUGGAGCUGGGCUAUAGAACUGUUUCCUCUAUGGAUGGCACCCAAUCUGAUUACUUUGACAGGUCUCAUGUUCAUGGUCAGCAACGUCAUUUUAGCAGCUAUUUUUGUGCCUGGCAUGGAUGAAGAAGGAGGCCCACGUUGGGUAUAUGUCAGCUUUGCCAUUGGCCUAUGGCUAUACUCUACUUUUGACAAUGUAGAUGGAAAGCAGGCCAGACGGACAGGUUCGUCAUCGCCAUUGGGUGAGCUGUUCGACCAUGGAUGUGAUGCUCUCAAUUGUUCAUUCGCCGCGGUUCUUCAAGCAACUACCUUGGGUUUGGGCCAUUCCCAUAUGAGCGUCUUGCUAUAUGGAGUUGCUGCUAUUGGAUUCUAUCUUUCUACUGCCGAGGAAUAUCACACGGGCGUGCUUUAUUUGGGUUACGUGAAUGCGCCCACCGAGGGCGUGAUCCUCAGCUGCGUUGUAAUGAUUGUCACCGGAUUAUACGGUCCAUCGAUUUGGCACAUACCUCUCGAACAAUCUAUUGUCAAACAAUGGGUACCUAGUUUUGUACCUAGUGGUAUGCGCGUCGCUGAUAUGAUCGUAUGGCAAAUUGUUAUUUUGUUUAUCUUCACACAUGUGCCUGUUUGCUACUAUGCUAUGUACAAAGCUUGCAAGGCCAAGAACAAGCCAUUUCUGAGCGCUGUUAUUGUUGAAAGUCUUCCAAUUGCCAUCUACUCCAUCAGUGGAUAUUUCUGGGUUAUGUCGCCGUAUUCGACUUUAUUGUCAGAAAAGCAUUUCAUUUUAUUUGCCAUCACAACUGGUAUUGUGUUUGGGCGAAUCGCUUCCAAGAUUAUCUUGGCUCACUUGGUUAAGGUCGGGUUCCCCAUGUUCACCGUUAUGCUGCUUCCAUUAAUAGGUGGUGCUAUCAUUGCUAACGCUCCGGUUCUGUUUGACACAGAGCCGAUUUUUACGCCUGAAUCAGAAUACCUGUAUCUUUGUGCCUACUUCGUUUUUGCUCUGGUUGCUUAUACGCAUUGGGCACUGGUUGUCAUCAGAAGCUUUUGCUCAUUUUUGGGUAUCAACUGCCUGACCAUUCCUUACGGCAAAAAUGCUGCAAACGGCAAACCGAAGGCAGCGUAAGGAGACAUCCUUAUAUACCAAAAACUUCCAUUGACAUCACGCAAUUCGUGUAUCAUGAUUUACCAGAUUGAUCUUAUAUACUGCUAAAUACACAAGCGCAUAUUGCAGCUGAUUAUAAAGCGAUAUUGGGAAAAAAUAAACCUUCAUAGAAUGAAAUAGUCA
Molecule: messenger RNA, 1434 nt
Organism: Umbelopsis ramanniana AG
Lineage: Eukaryota; Fungi; Mucoromycota; Umbelopsidomycetes; Umbelopsidales; Umbelopsidaceae
Exons: 5
Coding region: 40-1272 (410 amino acids)
Biological process (GO): phospholipid biosynthetic process
Cellular component (GO): membrane
Molecular function (GO): phosphotransferase activity, for other substituted phosphate groups
Source: RefSeq, a predicted model, not a curated record